AUGCUGUUUUGGCACAACCAGCCGGAGCACCUGUGGCCGAGCCCCAGGGAGCUGUACCCUGGGCCACUAUGCAGCUUGCUCAGGGAGGCCUUGCCCUUCCCCUACCUCAAGCAGGAAGAGCUGGCCAACAUCCCCGAGUGGAGUAGCCCUGCCCCGCGUUCUAGCCAGUACUAUGAGAACGUGGUGCGUGUGUUUUUCCACGACCGGUGCCUGCAGUACACAGAGCAGCAACAGCUGGACGGGUGGAGGUGGAGCCGGCCUGGGGACCGCAUCCUGGACAUAGAUAGCCCACUGUCCGUGGGGGUGCUGGAACCCCAAGUGCUGCCCUCACAACUGAACAUCAUGGAGUUUUAUUGGGACCCGACCAAGAGGACCUCUCUCUUCCUGCAGUUCACUCCUCAGAAAAAAGGUGGGGAGAAAGGCGUCCCCUUUCGCCUCCAGACCGACACUUUCAAGCCCAGUGAUAAGGAGCUUCCGCUGGAGCACCUGCAUUCAGCGAGCUGCCUCGUCAAGGUGUUUAAGCCCAAACGAGCUGACCGGAAACUGAAAACUGACCGGGAGAAGAUUGAGAAACAGCCUGUGCAUGAGAGAAACAAGUAUCAGACAGCCUGUGACAGCACCGUCUUCAUGGAGUGUUCACCGUGGCCAGAGCCCAUUUCAGGGGUCCACCCGCCUCUGAGCCCUUUUGCUCUGACCUCUCCCCACUCCUGCAAGCUCCUGUCCCCUGAGAGGGAUGUUACCCCUCCAUCUUGUUCUCAGUCCAUGGUGCUACUUGGACCACUCUUUAUGCCUCGGGAUCUGAACCCUGGAGCCUCCGUCCCAGAGACACAGCAGUGGUUGCAUCGGCACCGGUUCUUCAGCUACUGCCGGUUGCUGGCCAAUUUCACUGGCACUGAUCUGCUGAAGCUUACUCGCCAGGACCUUAUCCAGAUCUGUGGAGCUGCUGACGGGAUCCGCCUUUUCAAUACUCUCAGAGCCAGGCCGAUCCGACACCGGCUGACCUUAUAUGUUGCUCAGGAGGCCUCUAGGCAAGACGAUGAGGUUCCUAAGAACCCUGACUCAGGUGAGGUUCUGGCCUCUUCAGAAAACAAAAGAAGCCAGGCGUGGCUGCAUGAAACCUCUUCUAGCCUGGGACCCAGCAUGCCCUUGGCAUUCUCAUCUUUUGUGAUUUGA
Molecule: messenger RNA, 1173 nt
Organism: Rangifer tarandus platyrhynchus (Svalbard reindeer)
Lineage: Eukaryota; Metazoa; Chordata; Mammalia; Artiodactyla; Cervidae
Source: the annotation of a GenBank genome assembly